GAGUAAGUUUCUAUUACAUCAUGCAUACCUUUGUAAUUGUGAUAAGAUUAAAACACAACAUCCUACUGUAUUUGAUUUCCGGAUAAAUGUAGUGUUUACUCUGCAGGAAAAUAUAGUCCUUGAUUGCUGCGUAUCAUGUGAUGACCGUUGUCGAAACCGUGUGACACGUGAACAGUUACUAGCAGUGAGAGGAUCUAAUCAGCGCAGUGCCGAGCAUAGACACAUGAUCAGUAGUGAUGUACGCGAAACCAAAAGACUAAUUCAAGCGGCUGCAGAGAAAAGUUUCGGCGGCAGUUUCAAUGUGAUCUGCUCAAAUGGAUCAUUCUCAUUUAUCACUCACACUGAAAAGUACUGUCAAGCUUCCGGUGCUGGCAUUGUUUGCUACGCUUUCAAAGCAGAUUAA
Molecule: messenger RNA, 403 nt
Organism: Thelazia callipaeda (thelaziosis nematode)
Lineage: Eukaryota; Metazoa; Nematoda; Chromadorea; Rhabditida; Thelaziidae
Source: the annotation of a GenBank genome assembly